UUCUCAUUUAUGGAUAUGUAUCUAGGGAAAGGAGAAUGGCUUCUGUAUACCUACAUGAUAAGGAGAAACAAGAUAUUUUAACGGAGCCUUUCCUUGACAAGCAGAGAACAUAUCCAGAGGGUUCGAUUAUGGAAAGGGGACUGGCAUCUGACCAACAUAAUAUUAAUAUUAUCGAGAUUCCAAAGGACUUGGAACCUUACCCGCCGAAAGAGACGUGUUGGAUCCAGAGGGUUCCGGAAAAGCUCAGAAAUAUACGCGAAGAAGCUUACACUCCCCAGCUAGUUUCCUUUGGCCCUCUUCACUAUGGCAAUCCAAAGCUGAAGCCAAUGCAGGUUCAUAAGAUCAAAUAUGAGCAAGAAUUCUGGAAUCGCGACUUCUGUAAACAUAUUCCGAAAGAGGAAAGGAUGAAAUUCAUGGAAACAGAAGAUUGGCUGGAAGACUUCCAGAGUAAGUAUGCAGUGACGUUUGAGUCUGUAGAUAGGUCGGAGUUGAAACGCUUGAUUUUACAAGAUGCCUGCUUCAUCUCUGAGCUCUUCUUGAGAAACUAUGAAAUUCAGCUAUAUAAUGAGAAGAGGCAAAGUAAGACUCCGGAGAACCUGCCUCAGGAAAUCAACAGACAUUCAGAGGACUACAUAUUGAGAAGACCAUGGCUGACGGAAGCUAUAAGACAGGACUUGAUACUGCUGGAAAAUCAGCUCCCAUAUUCUGUUCUCACUGAUCUAUUCGACUUCAUUUUCAACCCCACUCCAGUUAAAGUGCCUGAGUAUCUACCAGAACUAGAUGAGAAAAGUAAAAGGCAUGAUUUCUUUCUCAAAAUUGCCGCUGAAUUCUUCCUUAAAUAUUACAAAUUUGGAGAACCUCCAGCCAACGGUGCCGCUGCCGCGGAAUCAACAUUCCUGGAUAUAUUCCAGACCAAGGAAAAAAUCGAUUGUGAUCAAUUCAAGGAUAUUCCGAUCAAACAUUUCACUGAUUUGGUUAGAAAAUUUAUGCUUCCGGUCGACUGGAUGAGGACGAACAAUAAGGACAAACCUUCUGAUGACAGUUGCGUCCGCUGUCUCUAUUCUGCAAAGCAGCUGGAUAGAGCGGGGGUGAAGUGUGGGCCUCCUGGACCUGGAGAUAAAAAAGUUAGACUAACUGACAUAAAGAAGAAGGAUGGCCUCUGUCUGGGGAAUGGCUUCUGUUGCUAUUGGAUAAAUGGGUGCUGUUUGGAUUUGCAAAUCCCUGAAUUGAGUGUAAAAGACGACACCGAAUGCAUUAUGAGAAACGUCAUGGCGUUGGAGCUGUUUGUUUAUCCACGGGAGCCUUUUAUCUGCAAUUAUGUUUUUCUGCUGGAUCAACUCAUCAGCACUGAAGAAGAUGUGCAAUUUCUAAUUGACAAGAAAUUUGUUAGCAACUAGCUAGGCAGCAACAACGCAGUGGUUGCCUUGGUUAACAAACUCUGCGACCAAAUUGCGGUAUCAAAUUUCUUCUACGAUGAGCUCUGCGAAGAACUUAACAAACAUCAUGACAAUGCCUUCAACGUUUCCAGGGCCACCCUCGAAAGGGUCCUUCCUCCACUGCUGCCCUGUUUUCGUUGUAUUCUCCAUCUUCUCUAGCUGGUUAACCAUCAAGAGUCUCUUCUAUUAGUUUCAAAUAACAAAAUUGAUGCAAGGACAGACGUACGAACGACGUUGAAUAAUCACCGAUGGAUGAAAAUGUAAAUGUAGUUAUAUCAAUUAACUAGAUAAAAGAUCAAGUGUACGUGGUUUCUUUCUGUUGUAGUGAGUGUACGUGGUUUCUCUAUUGUACUGUUAUGGUCGGUUUGG
Molecule: messenger RNA, 1805 nt
Organism: Ziziphus jujuba (common jujube)
Lineage: Eukaryota; Viridiplantae; Streptophyta; Magnoliopsida; Rosales; Rhamnaceae
Product: UPF0481 protein At3g47200-like
Exons: 2
Coding region: 36-1397 (453 amino acids)
Source: RefSeq, a predicted model, not a curated record